ACUUCCUCUCUGUGCAGCCGAACUGGGCCGAGCAGCUCUCGUGGAAUUUUCCUCUAGAGAGAGAAGGCGGCAGAGAGAACGACGAAUAUGUGCCCCACGAAGCAGAAGCAGAAACUGAAGCACCACAGAGCCGGCGCCGAACUUGCCGGACGGUGCUCCAGAUCGCCCGCUGGGGAGCAGGGCGGCGACUGGAGAGACGAAGCAAUCAACGGUGGGUCUCUGAAACACGUGGACCUCCACACGGGAUCCAACGGCUGGGCUUCGCCUCCAGGCGAUCUGUUCUCCCUCCGAGCCAAAAACUUCUUCUCCAAGAAGCAGAAGUCCCCCUCUGGUGAGUGGUUGCUACAGCCGGCCGGUGUUGACUGGCUCCGGUCGGCGGCCAAGCUCGAGAACUUGCUCGCGCGCCCGGAGAAUCGAGUCAUGCACGCGCUGCGGAAGGCUCAAUCGCGAGGCGAGUGCGGCAAGACCUUCAUUAUCGCUGUCAAUCUCCAGGUCCCCGGCCGGGACCAGCACAGCGCGGUUUUCUACUUCGCGACCGACGAUCCGAUCCACUCCGGCUCGCUUCUCCAGAGGUUCGUUGACGGCGACGACGCGUUCCGGAACCAACGGUUCAAGAUCGUGAACCGGAUUGUGAAAGGACCUUGGAUCGUCCGGACCGCCGUGGGGAACUACUCGGCUUGCCUCCUCGGGAAGGCGCUGACGUGUACCUAUCACAGAGGUCCGAACUACCUCGAGAUUGACGUCGACAUCGGAAGCUCGGCGAUCGCCAGCGCGAUCCUGCACCUCGCAUUGGGAUACGUGACGGCGGUGACGAUCGAUAUGGGGUUUCUGGUGGAGGCGCAGGCGGAGGAGGAGCUCCCGGAGAGGCUUUUCGGCGCGGUUAGGGUUUGCCAGAUGGAAAUGUCUUCGGCUUCGUUCGUGGAAACGACGCCGUCUCGGAAAAUAAAUAUCCUUAACAUCAACCACAGCAGGGUUGGGGCCGCCAAACCUGAGGACGACGACGGCGACGAUUGAAUUUGAGAGCGCCGAUGAACCGAUGGUACAGGAGAAUUAAUGCUUUUGAUUUUGGUUUUAAGCUCUUUAACAGCUCCAUUUUCAAAGCCAACCCUUUUUAUGGGGAUCGAUGGUUGUAGAUAUAGAUAAAUAACUUCUAGCAAUGUCGGCCAUUUGCUCCUCCUCCUCCUCCUGUCUAGAAACUUCAAUUGCUCUUUUUGACUCUUCUAAUGAAAUGAUUGAAGAUGAAA
Diospyros lotus (date-plum) is the source of this 1244-nucleotide messenger RNA. Its product is annotated as protein ENHANCED DISEASE RESISTANCE 2-like. NCBI's taxonomy places the organism in Eukaryota, Viridiplantae, Streptophyta, Magnoliopsida, Ericales, Ebenaceae. The transcript has a single exon. The record is from RefSeq and is a predicted model, not a curated record. Bases 88 to 1014 code for a protein of 308 amino acids.